CAAAGUACAUGGCGGCCCAGAAAACGAAAGGAUCACUGUGCAUUUCGAGUUGAGGUCAAUCGCGACUUCUCGCGCACGGCCGAAGGCACCGAGGAGGGCCGGAACGUCGAAGAGCAACUUCAGGAGAGUUGAAGUUGCGAGCCAAACCACACGCGCGCUGAGCCUGAUCAGACGCUCUGAGACCAGGAGACACGGCGUCUAUCAGUGGGCGUGGCCUUGCUCUUCUUCUACCUUGCGAUGUAAGGGAGCGUCUUCCUACGUCACAUUUGAACAUUUGAGCUACCAACGCUGCCUACGAUCCAGGAAUGGCUUUCGGCUUUCACGAAGACGUUUACGCUAGACUCGCAUCAUCCGUCUCAUCCUGUGGAAGGAAUCGCAGAUCAAA
Dichomitus squalens LYAD-421 SS1 is the source of this 385-nucleotide messenger RNA. RefSeq lists its product as uncharacterized. The annotation marks the transcript as partial. Lineage: Eukaryota; Fungi; Basidiomycota; Agaricomycetes; Polyporales; Polyporaceae. The record is from RefSeq and is a predicted model, not a curated record. The transcript has a single exon.